Molecule: messenger RNA, 2330 nt
Organism: Styela clava
Lineage: Eukaryota; Metazoa; Chordata; Ascidiacea; Stolidobranchia; Styelidae
Source: RefSeq, a predicted model, not a curated record
CGAAUAUAAGUGACGAAUAAGCGAAGAGUUUGCGAAUCUCCCGCGUAUACGGAUGGUUGGUCAAAGAGCGCUUAUAAUAUUCACUCUUUUACACGCCGCAUGCUUUACUUUUAUUGUGUUAUUGUCGAGUUGAGUGAUAAAAGGGUUAACCUGUCACCUCGGGAGAGAGACUGGCGUGUCGAUCAAAAGAGAAAAAAAGGCACAAGCGUCUCAAUAUAUCAGUUGUGUAAAUUGCAUAGGUCAAGGCGGCCAGGCAAAUCACCGAAGCUCAGAAAGUUUACAAAUACGCAAUGGCAAGUCGUCGACAGUUUUGGGUUAUUUGAUAGUCAAGAAGUGUUCUUUCAUAUUAGUAGUGAAGAAUUCAUAUUGGACAGUGAUUCUGAGAAUGACAAUUUGGAUGCAACUGAUGUUUCUGAGGAAGAAGAUAUAUUUGGCCCGGCAACUGACGAUGAAGAGGACUCAGAAUGUACACCUAGCACUUCAGCCAGUACCUCAUCGCCACCGAUUCGAAGGCGUAGAAUUCUCACAACACGAAGAAGCAGGAAAAGUUAUCGCCUAUCAACUACUAGAUCUCGGAAAACUUACAAUUGGGAAAAGUCAUUCGCCGGAAGUUCUCCAUCGGCUUUCGGCGGUAAGCGGUCUGUGUCCAGUCGUCACUUAAAUAGCAGUUCGAGUGCACUUGACUGUUUUCUACAAUUUUUUAAUACGACUGUGAUUGAGUUCAUUGUUCAAAUGACCAAUCUCAAUGCUACUACAAAACUACAUGAGGAGUCCAUCAAAAACAACACCAAGGAGAAAGCUUGGAAGCACGUUGACGCGGAGGAGAUGUAUGCUUUCAUAGGAUUGGUCAUCCUUAUGGGAAUCAUACGUCUUCCAACAGUCGAUAUAUAUUGGCAGAAGAAAAAUUGGAUCCUAGAUGUACCGAGUUUUAAUGAAGUUAUGUCAAGAAAACGAUUUCGAGACAUUUGGCGUUAUUUACAUUUUUGCGACGAAACGUUGGCACCAAGUGCGGAAGACGCCAACAAAGACAAGUUGCAUAAAAUUCGAGGACUGCUAUCGCUCAUAUUGCCUUUAUUCCAAAACUCCUAUACCCCAGGUAAAGAAAUUUCUAUCACUGAAACCCUGAUUCCCUUCAAGGGUCAAAUCUGUUUUCGACAAGUUACAGAAUCUAAGCGAGCGCGUUUUGGAAUCAAGGUUUGGGCAUUAACCGAAUCCUCGACUGGAUAUGUAUCGAGAUUGCAAUUUUAUUCUGGUACAGAUCCAACCUCAAAUUCAGAACUAAGCUUACCUUCAAAUGUCGUAAGUUAUCUGAUACAACCUUUCGAAGGCUUAUAUCACCACCUCUACGUUAACCAUCUAUACACCAACCCUGAACUCUUCGAAGAUCUUCUUUCAAAAGGUGUAUAUGCCUGUGGACUGUUUAGAAGCAAUUCUAUAUUUUUUCCGAAAGACAUAAUCGCUAAGAGCACUGGUGAAUUAGCGAGAGGAACUAGCGACUGGAGGACUUCGGGACAAUUAUUGGCACAAUCUUGGGUUGAUAAUGGAGCGUUAUAUUUUCUUUCUUCAAUCCACGAACCCGAGUAUGAAAUGGCGCACGCAGGCAAGAAAACAGUGAAACGAAAGCGUGGACGUGGGCAAAAACUCGGAUCAGUGGAGGUGCCGUGCCCCCCUGUUGUUUGUGAUUACAUGACUCACAUGGGGGGCGCGGAACUUUCGUGUCAAAUUAGAAAAUACUACAACAUGACAAGACGAUCAAAUAUUUGGUAUAGGCGAGUAUUUUCGUAUUUAAUCGAAGUUGCAAUUCACAACGCUAGAGUUAUAUAUCAAAACGUAUCAGGGAAGCGAUGGGAUGGUUAUCAAUUUAGAGAAGAGCUCAUUACCUCCCUUAUUGGUAGCUACAGAGCUUCCCGGCGAACCUCUCAUAAUACGUCCGUUCCAUCUCUCCCCAGACUCUGCAAUGUGGGUCGUCAUUUCCCAUUGCCCACACAAACUCGGUUAGCAUGCCCUGUAUGUUCUAAAAAGAACAAAAUGGCCCCUGCUGCCGAAAGGACGACUCCUUCGAGAAGCCGCGUGAGAUGUGGUGAAUGCAAUGUUCAUCUAUGUGUCAGCGAUGGAAAAAAUUGCUUUCGCGAUUGGCACACCAAAAUUGAGUAUUGGAGAUAAAAAUUACUGUUGCAUUUUUACUUGCCAUUUCAUGCAUGCAUUGUGGAUAUUUGAAACGAGAAUUUUCAUUCUACGACGGUUCUAUUUAAUUCGUGUAGUUAUUUUACCGCCACUGUUUUUUAUAUCGUCACUCAGUGAUUUGAAAAUACUAUGAAUUUUUUAUUCAA